Trichoderma reesei QM6a is the source of this 1704-nucleotide messenger RNA. RefSeq lists its product as uncharacterized. The record is from RefSeq and is a predicted model, not a curated record. The annotation marks the transcript as partial. The transcript is spliced from 2 exons. Gene Ontology annotation, molecular function: zinc ion binding; DNA-binding transcription factor activity, RNA polymerase II-specific. Gene Ontology annotation, biological process: regulation of DNA-templated transcription. NCBI's taxonomy places the organism in Eukaryota, Fungi, Ascomycota, Sordariomycetes, Hypocreales, Hypocreaceae.
CGCCCGGCAGCCCGCGGCACCGCCUUCUAUCCGAGGAAACGGGCCAACACCGCCUGCCAGGUCUGCAGAGCCCGCAAGACAAAGUGCGAUAACAAGAAGCCCGCCUGUAGUUACUGCGUCAGCGUCGGCGCCACGUGCAUUCAGUCCCCGGUGGAUCUGUCCAGCUUCGACCCCGCCAGCCUGAAGAUCCUCGAUCGCAUUGACGAGCUGGAGCGUCUGCUGCGGCAUGCCGUCCCCAUACCCGGCCCCGAGGCUGCCGCGCCGCCAUCGCACCCGGACGACAAUAUGGACAUCAGCCUUCUGCCUCAGCGGGUAGACCACAUCCUGCAGUGGCCGGUCUUCCAGAACUCCGGCAGCCACCACCACUCGCCGGCCUCGUACCGCGCCCCUCCCGAUGCCAUCUCGACCCCUCCCUCCGGCUCGGCAUCGCUGGCGGGCCUUAUUGAUAUGGAUUCCCACCGCAUAUACAGAUUACUAGACAACUUCUUUCUGCACAUUCACUGCAAGAACCCAAUCCUCGACGAAGUCUUGGCACGCCGCAUGGUAAUCAACGCUUUUCUGGACGGCAUUGACUGGUCUCCCGCCUCGUGCCUGGCGCUCAUCAUAUGCGCUCUCGGCUGCAUCGCCACGCCCUUUGGCCCCAGCGGCGAGACCAAGCUGGGCACGCAGACCUACAACGACUCUCAGAUCUUCUUUCAGGCCGCCCAGAAGCGCAUCGGCAUUCUGCUCGUGCGCUCCGAUAUUGUCGGCGCCCAGUGUCUGUUUCUAUCAGGCGUCUAUCUGAUGAUGGUCUUCCAACCCGUCUACGCAUGGCGCUUCUUCUCUCAGGCCCUGGCAGCUUGCCAACACUUUCCCUUCCUGGCUCGGGCCCAGAACCUCAACGCCUCGCUCGACUCGAUGGAAAUGGGCCGCCAAGAUACCCAAGAACAGGCCGUGUACUGGUCUGCGUGGAAGUCGGAACGAGAGCUACGACAGGAGCUAGACCUUCCUGAUUUCGACAUCCUCCAUUCCGGGAGCACCUUGUAUCCGCCCUUUUUCCCCGCGCCUCCAAUUGCCCCGGCCGAGUCUCCGGACGGGCCAGACUCCGAGACACAGCGGGCUCGCGCCGCCUGGCUGUUCUACCUCGCCGAGAUCUCGCUCCGCCGUCUCACCAGCCGCCUUUCCAGAGAAGCCUUAGAUCUCCGCCAGCGCUAUUCCUCUGACUCGGUACUGCUCGACAUGCUGCUGGAUAUGAUGCCCGAGUACGAGGCUCAGAUCCGCGAGUGGUCGGAGAGCCUGCCCGCUGACCUCUCCAUCCAUACUCCCGUGGAAGAGGACGGCAUAUGCCGGUCGGUCCUCCGAGGCAGGAUGAUUAAUCUCUUGGAGCAGAUUUACUGGCCUUUUGUCAUGGCCAGCAUUAGCGCUCAUGCCACAAGGCGUCCCGUCAAGCCAGCUGUGGCAGAGUUUGCCAAACGGGGCCUGGAGACACACAUGCAUCAGGUACACGUCAACAAGCCUGGUUUCCAUCAUCGACAUCAUGGGAGCAUGUUCAUGAUUCGGGCCUGCACGCGAAGCGCCUUGGUUUUGCUAGCAGCCGCCAAAGCGGGGUGUGCCAUGCCCACCGACUGGGAGGAUUCUGUUUACAAAACCGUCGGCAUGCUGGCCUACUGGGAGGACGAGGACAGAGACUUGAUACACUGGAGAUCAACCCUGGAGCGAGAGCUC